ACUCACCUCAGACUCCGGUUUCUGUCUUGCAAGAAACUCCAAUCCCUGUAUCCUCUGAUGUCAAUCUGUUCUUACAUCUUUCCGAUUAUUUUAAACAUGAUUUCCCCAAAAUUCCUGACUUCUGGAUUUUCUUAGUGUCCCCCUACUCUGUUUCCUCUGUCUGGCAACUACUCCUGUUUCUUCGGUUGUCUUUUUUUUGGAUGAAACAUGAAUCUUGAAGACCCAAUUCUCUUGAUCUUGGCGAUGUUUCUUCUGGUAAUCUCCACUCAAGCAGCCAACUGCGACAGAUACUGCGGCGGCAAGCGGUUGCAAUACCCUUUUGGAUUCUCCGACGACUGCAAAAUCCCUUUAAAUUGUUCAAACGGCAAUAUCAUGAUCAACGACUUUCCGGUCAUCGACGUUAAUUCUGAUAGCAUAAGGAUCAACAUCGAACCUGAAUGCAAACGUCCUCUCAACGCCCUCCACGAUCUCUUCGGCAAGAACUACGCCCCGUUGUCUCGGAAUGCUAUAUUAUUGUACGGUUGUGGAAACCGGUCUGUUCCCUGCACCAUCCCCACCAUAAAUGUGCAAACUCGUUUUGAGAUGAUGAAUUGCAGCUCCAACCCCAGGGAUAAUGGUAUGAGUUGUUAUUCGGAGUACAGAAUUAAUGGUUUUGUCAAUUACAAUAACCUGAGUCGGUGGCACUGCCGGUAUUUUCUAUCGUCGAUAUUUGCUGCGGAGUUGUCUAACGGAUCCGGUGGGAUGUCGUUGGAUGUUCGAGUUGCGGAGCUUGGAUGGUGGAUUGAUGAGGUUAAGUGCCAGUGUUCUCGAAAUGCCUAUUGUAACCUGAUUUCCACACCAAAUGGACAGCAGGGUUUUCGUUGCAACUGCAUAGAGGGCUUCAUCGGCGACGGGUAUCGUGCCGGUAGUGGCUGCACCAAAGAUCCUUCAGAUUGCAAGGCGGUAAAAUACCUGUCUGGUAAAUGUGGUAGACCGAACGUUGCUGCCUUAGUUGGAGGCAUAGCUGCUGGAACUACCUUAAUACUCGGGAUAGGCCUACUAUGUUGCAUAUUGAAACGAAGAUCCAUUUCAAAAUCCAGAAGCUUCUCAAAACACCAGCUUUCUGCCGCUACAGGCGUCAGCAUCAGCAUCCCCAUCCACCCCUAUAGAGAAAUAGAGAAAGCCACAAACAAUUUCUCCGAAAAACAGAGGCUGGGAACGGGGGCCUAUGGAACAGUGUAUGCUGGAAAACUCAAUAACGAUAUGUGGGUCGCCAUUAAAAGGAUUAAGCACAGAGACAUGGACAGCAUUGAACUAGUCAUGAAUGAAAUAAAGCUCCUUUCCUCUGUCAGCCACCCCAAUUUAGUCCGCCUCCUUGGUUGCUCCAUCAACAAUGAUGAACAAAUCCUUGUCUAUGAAUUCAUGCCUAAUGGAACAUUAUGCCAGCAUUUGCAAAGAGAAAGAGGUGAUGGACUUCCCUGGGUAGUUCGGCUCUCAAUUGCCUCCGAAACAGCACAAGCCAUUGCCCAUCUGCACUCUGCUGUCGACCCACCAAUAUACCACAGAGACAUUAAAUCAAGCAACAUACUUUUGGAUUACAAUUUUCUAUCCAAAGUAGCAGAUUUUGGUCUUUCCAGGUUGGGAAAAACUGAAAUUUCCCACAUUUCAACUGCCCCUCAAGGAACUCCGGGGUACCUUGAUCCUCAGUACCAGCAAAACUUCCAACUUUCGGAUAAAAGUGAUGUUUAUAGUUUUGGGGUCGUUCUUGUUGAGAUCAUAACGGCUUUGAAAGCAGUAGACUUUUCCAGACACCCAAAUGAGGUCAAUUUGGCAGCUCUUGCUAUUGAUAGAAUCAGUAAGGGGAGAUUAGAUGAGAUCAUAGACCCUUUUAUAGGGCCACAUAGUGAUGCUUGGACGUCUUCUUCAGUGUGCAAGGUGGCCGAGAUUGCAUUCAGGUGCUUGUCCUUUGACAGGGACAUGAGGCCUACCAUGAAGGAAGUGGCAACAGAAUUGGAGCAAAUCAGGGCAAGUAGAUGGGCUUCUUCUAAAGUAAUUACAUAUGCAGCUUCAUUUGAGGCUUCUACUUCCUCCUCUUCGUCGAAUGUGAGUGUGCAACCGCUUAGCUUGAAGUUGAAGAAGGAAAGUGGGGGUUUGUUUAUGUUGCAUGGUAGUAUUGGCAGCACGAACUCAAUGGAGAGAUUGAAGGGUAAUUCGCCAGUUUCUGUUCAGGAUCCAUGGCUAAGCGAACAGAGUUCACCUUCAUCAAACAGUUUGCUUAGCAAUGCAAUUCACUGACCCUGAGGACCUUCAUUUACAAUAGUUAUAUUAUCAAAGGCUUUGUAGGAAUGAAAAAUGAGUGAAAGUAGAGAGUAAUUGCUAAUUACGUCCUAAAUAUACAAUCAUCUUCAUGUUUUUAUGCCUUUUUAGCCCGUAAACUAAACAAAUACUACAGUG
Molecule: messenger RNA, 2433 nt
Organism: Rubroshorea leprosula
Lineage: Eukaryota; Viridiplantae; Streptophyta; Magnoliopsida; Malvales; Dipterocarpaceae
Source: the annotation of a GenBank genome assembly